CCCAGCGAUGGGAAAGCGUGUGGAAGGGGGACAGAAGAAAAUGGGGAGAUGGAAUCCCCGUUUCGGCCUCUCAUUGGCUGUAAUCCUGGUCCUUACUGCGUCGGCGCAGACUGUGACGUCAUUGCCGUUGCCGAAGGACGAAACUUUGGGGGAUGCUGCGUUGGCAUCGCAUUCAGCAGCCAAAAUCCUUGAAGACAUCCAAACCAUCAGCGCAGUUCAGGAUUGGAGUUUGCUGUGUAAAGAGCUCUGCGGAGCUGGCCUGGGCGUUGCUUCAACGCCUGAUGGGGCCAAGAACCCAAUCCUGAGACCAGAGUUCGAUGUGGCCAAGUGCCGGCAACUGUGUGGACUGCCUAGGGGUGCCCAGGGCGACUUGGUCUGCUCGAGCUUCUGCGGGCAGAGAGGUCGCUCCCUACCCGGUUGCAGUCCCUGCCAGCAGGAGGUGCGCAGGAUGAAGGAGAACGAGGAGCAGAAGGAGGAGGAUCUCCAAGUGGAGAUGAAGGCCAGUGGCGUGCAGGGCGAUCCAACACACGGUCCCGCAACCCGCGAGAUGACACUCCAGAGAUCGGUCGACGAGGAGGAAGCAAAAUCAUCCUCCUCAUCAUCAUCGGUGGCUCCCGUGGUAGCCGGGUCAGCCGCGGAUGCGACUACCACUACUGCGGCUCCGGACUGGGACGAAGUGUGCAAGGUGCUCUGCAAGACUGGCGAUGGCGGGUCUUUGUGCAACUGUGAUUUAUCGCCGUUCUUCAGCUGAGCGAUCCCCACCUUCCUGAGGGGAUCGCUCCCGAUGGAGGUGCUAAAUCACAAAAACCAUUAUAUAUAGAUCGAGAAUUAUAUACUACGAUGUUUUGUUGUUCUUCGUUUUUGGACUUCAGUUAGUGCUAGUGUUGUCUUCAUACAAAGUUAUAUCCUUAUCGGAAAAACUUGUUACGAAACUUUUAGUUCAAUAUUGUAAAGAAAAAAACAAAAAAAAAACCUAUAGAAAAAUCGGAAGAUAAAAAAGUAUAUAUAUAGAGAAGAAUACACAAUAUCGAGGAGGCGAAUGAGGAACGAGAAGCGAAAAAUCCCUAUGCGAAUCAAUUAAUUUGUAACUAAUUUCAAUUAAAAAAUGUAACUAUAGAAACGCUAUAAAAAGCGAUAAAACAGCAAAAUCACACAGGGCUUCCAGUGCGCCGCCUCGGAGGAUGAGGAUCUUUUCCCAAAUGGGAUCCUAUAUCCACCGGACGGACACAACCCGUAUUGAUUAGUAGUUAAGUGAGCUUCUUAGUCAAGGAGCUGGACUAAGGAGACACUAACAACACAACAACAACAACCAAACUAAUAUCAAAGUACACAACAUAUCGUGGUAUACCCGAAAAAAGUAUACCCAAAAUCAAAAAUCACAUUAUAUUAUUUAAAUUAUAAUAACACACACCUUGGUUCGAUGGAAUCAGCAUAUCAAUUUUCCACGAGGCAAAAAACAAAAACAAGUUGGUAUCAUCCAAAGAAUUUCCUUUGUUUUGGCUUACAAGUUAUUGGCGAACAAAAGCGUUGAUAUAUUUAACAUCUUAAAAAAAAUCCAAUCAGUAUCAAUUAUGAGUGUCGCAAUUAGGCCAAUGAGCCAACCAAGAGUUUAGUGUUGGUUACGGCCCUUUACAAAAAAAUAUAAAAAAUAUACAAGAUCUAAAUGUACUUAAUAACAACUGUAAUUGGUCUAUAUAUAUCCACACAAUGAGUUGCGAUUGCAAAUCAGAAACUCAGACGCGGACAUACUGGAUCAACCAGAACCGUAAAUAUAUAUAUAUUUAAAGAUAUAUAUUAUAAAGAAAAUUGUAAACCUUAGUUAUUCUAAUAUCUAGGUGUCAUAUUGUUCAGCAUAAAUAAUAAUCGCAUAUAAAUAAUAUAUUAUAUGCAUAUUAUCUGUGUGUUUGGAAGACAUUUUUUCGCAUUGCAUUGAAAUGGAAGACAAUAUCAGCAAAUCGCAUUCUGGAAGACAUGCGUUGCGGCAGCGGCAACAACAACAGUCAGCUGCCACUUAGUUUAUAAGAAAUAUAUCUAUAUCAUAAUAAUAAUAAUAACAUUUUCGAACUCGAAGAUAUAGUCAAUACACAAGCACACGUUGUUGUGACAAACGCGACGCUGUGACUGACAAUAAUUAACUAUAACUUAGGAGGAGAACAGCAGGCAAGGAAGUUCGCAUACUCAGUGUCUAUAUACCAAAAGCACUAUUGCUAAUAUAAAAUAACCAUGCACUUAUUAAAAAAAAAUUCGUAUGAAAAAGUAUUUAAAAAAAUAUUGUAUUGCACCGAAAGUUAUUAUUACCGAUAAUAUCGCAGUGUUUAAGGCAAUUUUCAGAGCACAUUCAUUGAUAACCUAAUGCGGCUUCAGUAUGUAUAUCGAUGUGUAGCAAGUUAAUCACUCAGUAAAAAGUAUAUUGUACGAAAUGCACUUAACAUUUAUGUAUAUGUAUAUGUGUUAGGCGUUGCGUUUCUGCCAUGAAUACAGACGGAUUAUGCCGGAAUAAUAUCCAUAAUCCAUAAUAUACCAUAAAAUAUAUAUAUUUAUAACCAACAGACACAUCAUCAUCAAUUACGAAAAAACCGAGUCGAAAACCGUUUCGAACCGAUUAUACCGUUUCGCAGUUUCGUUUCUUCAGUUCUAACCUAUGGCCAGGCAUUAUCCCAAUCGGUAAUGUCCUAGCUCAUAGUCAAAAAAAUAAACACAGAAAAAUAGUUUUAAAGGCAAUUUCACAACAAAUAACCAAAGCAAGCAACUAAACAACCAAAUAAAGGCAAAUAUUAUCUUAUA
Molecule: messenger RNA, 2784 nt
Organism: Drosophila takahashii
Lineage: Eukaryota; Metazoa; Arthropoda; Insecta; Diptera; Drosophilidae
Source: RefSeq, a predicted model, not a curated record